This is a messenger RNA of Prorocentrum cordatum, 914 nucleotides long. Lineage: Eukaryota; Dinophyceae; Prorocentrales; Prorocentraceae. The record is from the annotation of a GenBank genome assembly.
AUGGCCGACCUCUUCGCGCCCGCGCGCGGGCUGGUGGCUGGCCAGGCCACGCUGGACGACGUGGCGCAGGCCCUGGCGCAGGGCGCGGACCCCAACAAGUGGGAGGGGCCCCUGUCGCCGAUCAGGUUCGCCGUGCAGGCCCACCACGUGGAGCUCCUGGGCCUGCUGCUGCAGAGCGGCGCGGAUGCCAACCAGAAGGACUCGCGCGGGGUCGCUGUCCUUCACCAGGCAGUGUUCGAUGGCAAGGGGGACUGCAUCACGAAGCUGCUAGACGCAGGCGCCGACAUCGACGUCCGUGACCGUCACGAGCAGACGCCACUGUUCUUCGCGCCCACGCGGCAGAUUUGCGAGCUCCUCAUUACCAGGCGCGCGGACGUGAAUGUCGUGAACUCCAAGAAGCAGUCGCCCUUGCACCUGGCCGCCUACGCUGGCCUCGACGACGCGGUGAGCUGCCUCAUCGACGCGAAGAAGAACCUGCUGCAGGCCCAGGACCAGCACGGCCACACGCCGCUGUACUACGCGGCGCACGCCAAGCUCAGAACGACGGUGAACGUCCUGAAGAAACGGGGCGCGGAGAGCGUCCGGUCCCGGGAGCGCCGCGGCAAGAAGUCCCCGGGCCCCCACGGCAAGAGCCCCGAGCCGGGCGCCCGUCGUGCCCCGCAGCCGCCCAGGCCGCAGCUCGUCCGGGAGGCAGAGGCGGCACCGCCGGGCAGCGAGGCCAGGGCCACGGCGGCAGACUCCACGGCAUUGCAGGCCGUGCGGGUGGAGGACGGGGAGGUGGAGGCCGAGCGGAUCGUCGAGGUCGCCUUCGAUGCGAGCGGGGAGGCUGGGCUGGAGGAGGAUCAGCAGCAGCGCUCGGCCAGGCUGCAGUGCCAGGGCGCGCUGGAGGCCGGGCUCGCGAGGGAGGCGGAUCA